GGAACAUAAGGCCGUAGCCCAAUUCAGGAUGAAGAGGCGGACUUCCUGACCGCACUAUCCCCUCGGAAUCCUCCCCACGGAGGGUUACACCUCGGAGGAUGACGCAAUUGUUUUUCUUCUCCAUCACCUCGGUCCCAUCCUUAGCGGGUUAGAACGCGCAUGUAAACGGCCCAGUGGCCGAUAUAGUUGUAAUAAGGCCUUCAUUUGGGGUAGUUGUAGAGUUGUAGGGGCGGCCUUCAUUGUGUCAAAUUGCCCCCCUGUCUGCAAGCUCGGGCAAAUUGCUUCAUGAGCUGCAAGCGGUGAAAUUAAUGUUUGCUGAACGACGAUGAUGGCCGACAUAUUAUUAUGAAAGGAAUGCACUUGGACAUGGUUUUUUUGGUGAAUUGGGGUUCUUAAAAAGAGCUUGAAUUUUUUGCCAUAUAUCUAUCCUUCAUGUGUGUGAAUUUAGACACUUCGAACAGUGAGAUUAAUCAUGCUGUAUUUCCAUUAUAGUCUUCGUAACAGAUUCAUUCUUUUAGAGAUAUUUAUCUGUCUCUUGAUUUUCCCAAACUGCAAUUGGAAACGUUUGCUGAGUUACCUCAGGUAAAUAAAAGUAAUAACCAUUCCUGGAGAUAGCAUGCAAAGGAAUCUUCAAAUGGUCGUACACAUGUGCGAUGAUGUAGAAAUGCCACAUCAGGAUAGAGAUGGAGGGAUGUCUCAUUCCCCUAAAAGGGUCAUAGUUGCAUCUGAAGGAAAUACAGGUCUCGAGCCACAUGAUGGUAUUGAAUUUGAGUCCCAUGAAGAUGCAUAUUCUUUUUAUCAAGAAUAUGCCAAAUCAAUGGGAUUCACAACCUCAAUAAAAAACAGCCGGCGUUCAAAGAAAUCUAAAGAGUUUAUAGACGCAAAAUUUGCUUGUUCUAGAUAUGGAGUGACACCAGAGGCUGAAGGUUGCAGUAGUAGACGCCCUACCGUGAAAAAGACAGACUGCAAAGCAAGCAUGCAUGUAAAAAGAAAAGGAGAUGGGAAUUGGUACAUCCAUGAAUUCAUAAAGGAGCAUAAUCAUGAACUCCUUCCAGCCCUAGCAUACCACUUUAGAAUUCAUAGGAAUGUAAAACUAGCUGAAAGAAAUAAUAUUGAUAUUCUUCAUGCUGUCAGUGAACGAACAAGAAAGGUGUAUGUUGAGAUGUCAAGGCAAACUGGUGGAAAUAGAGAUGUUGAAUUCACGGGGGAUAGUUUGAAUUAUCAGUUUAGUAGAGGGCAGUGUUUAGGGUUAGAAGAGGGUGAUGCACAACUCAUUCUUGAGUAUUUCAUCCGUAUACAGAAAGAGAACCCAUAUUUCUUUUAUGCUGUUGAUCUCAAUGACGAUCAGUGUUUAAAGAACCUUUUCUGGGUUGAUGCCAAAAGCAGAAAAGAUUUUGUUAGUUUUAGUGAUGCUGUUUUCCUUGAUACCAAUUAUAUGAAGAGCAAUGAAAAGAUGCCAAUUGUACUUUUUGUUGGAGUGAAUAAUCAUUUUCAGCCGAUGAUACUUGGAUGUGCACUAGUAGCAGAUGAGAGCAAACAAACAUUUGUGUGGUUAAUGAAAACAUGGCUUCGAGCUAUGGGUGGACGACAUCCUAAAGUAAUUAUAACUGACCAGGACAGAGCUCUUAAAUCUGCUGCUGAGGAAAUUUUCCCUUCUUCAUGUCAUUCCUUUGCUCUUUGGCAUGUAACCGAAAGGAUUCCUGAAAUUCUUUCUCAUGUCAUAAAGCAGCGUGAUAAUUUCAUGGGAAAAUUCACCAAGUGCAUAUUCAAGUCAUUGACGGAUGAACAGUUUGAUAUGAGAUGGUGGAAGAUGGUUACCAGAUUUGAGUUACAAGAGAAUGAAUGGAUUCGUUUGUUGUAUGAAGACCGAAAAAAUUGGGUUCCGAUUUUCAUGAGGGGUGCCUUUUUAGCUGGAAUGUCUACAAGUCAACGAUCUGAAAGUCCAGUCUCAUUCUUCGACAAGUACAUCCACAAGAAGAUCAGUCUUAAAGAGCUUGUGAAGCAGUAUGGACUCAUUCUGCAGAAUAGGCAUGAAGAAGAAGCCAUAGCAGACUUUGAUACAUUGCACAAACAACCUGCAUUGAAAUCUCCUUCACCAUGGGAGAAGCAAAUGUCUACAAUUUAUACUCACACAAUAUUCAAGAAAUUUCAGGUCGAGGUUCUGGGGGUAGUCGGAUGCCACCCAAAGAGAGAAGGAGGCGUAAAUGGUGCAAACAUAACAUUCAGGGUUGAUGACUGUGAAAAGGAUGACAACUUUAUUGUGACAUGGAAUGAGGCAAAAUUGGAUGUUUCCUGUUCGUGCCUACUAUUCGAAUACAAAGGGUUCCUUUGCAGACAUGCAAUGAUUGUUCUUCAAAUGUGUGGCCUUUCAAGCAUCCCAUCACAUUAUAUUCUGAAGAGGUGGACUAGAGAUGCCAAGAUCACGCACAUGGUGGAGGGCACUGAAAGGGUUCAAACAAGGGUGCAAAGGUACAAUGACCUGUGUAAAUGGGCCAUUGAAUUGGGGGAAGAAGGUUCUUUAUCUGAGGAGAGUUACAAUAUUGCAUUUCGGGUACUAGAUGAAGCUCUUAGGAACUGUGUGAAUGUUAAUAACAGAGCUGGUACAGAAUGUAGCAGUACUAUUGCUGUCAUUCGUGACGUAGAAGAAGAGAACAAAGGAUCUCAUGCCAUGAAAACAAGUAAGAAGAAGAGUGCGACAAAGAAAAGAAAGGUACAAUCUGAGACUGAACUGGCAAUUGUUGACACUCAAAACAGCUUGAACCAACUGGAUAAUCUUAGCGCAGAUAGUAUGACCCUGAGUGGAUAUUAUGGAACACCACAGAAUGUGCAUGGACUGAUGCAGCUUAAUUUGAUGGAGCCACCUAAUGAUUCUUAUUAUGUCAACCGACAGAGUAUCCAGGGACUGGGGCAACUUACUCCAAUUACACCUAGUCAUGAUGGUUUUUUUGGGUCUCAACAAAGUGUGCCUGUACUGGGGCAUCUGGAUUACAGACCAAGCUUUGGUUUCAGCUUACAGGAUGAGCCUAACAUGAGAUCUGCUCAGUUGCAUGGCGACAGUGCAAGCCAUGAAUGAAAAAUGCGCAUAAUCUACUGCUCUCCAAGAUGUUGGUUCCUUACAAAUUACAGCAUUCUGAUAGUUUUGGCAUUCCAAUUCCCUCAUGAGUUGCUGCAGUGGAUUUAGGCUUUUGAAGUUCAGAAGUACAAUUUCAGGGAUACAGAGUUGCAGUUGCUGGAUCUAUGAAGGAAGUUUCACCUUUCACCAUUUCUCAGAUUCAAAUCUGUACAACUCCUUUACACCGAGUGAUGAGAGUAGUUCGCACGGGGGCAAUAGUUGGUGGCAAGCAUAGAGGAAAUGUCAUUAUGUCAUGAUGACGGGGGCAAUAGUUGGUGGCAAGCAUAGAGGAAAUGUCAUGAUGAUGUGCUUGACGAGACUAUGUUUUUUGCUUAUAUUGGCUAGUGUUAGAUUGGUUAUCCCGAGUUACACCCCUACUGAAAUUAUUUUGUACACGCUUCACACACGUUUUGUUUGUAUCACAUACAUUUAGGGAGUGUUUGCAACUGCUUCUGCUUAAAAAAAAGCACUUUUGGAGAAGUAAUGAAAAAGUGAUUGGUAGUAAAAGUUGAUAGUGUUUGAGAAAAAAGUGAUUUUGAAAAGUAAAAGUUGGUAGUGUUUGGUAAAAUAAGUGCUUUUUGUGUAAUAGAAAAGAGAAAAACACUUUUCACACGCAAGUCGAGAAAAAGUAAAAAUUGGUAGUGUUUGGUAAAUAAGUGCUUUUUAAAGCCAAAAGCUGAGAAGUGCUUUUUUUAAGCAGUUGCAAACACUCCCUUAGUAUAAAAUCAGACAAUCACGAGUUACGGACGAAUUCCUCCUCCCAAUACUGACAAAAUGUGCCGGGGCGUGUAUAUAAAAAUGUGUGCACAUGACAUGCUUCUUAUUUUAUUACUACCUCUCAAAAUCAC
This is a messenger RNA of Cuscuta epithymum, 3960 nucleotides long. The record is from the annotation of a GenBank genome assembly. NCBI's taxonomy places the organism in Eukaryota, Viridiplantae, Streptophyta, Magnoliopsida, Solanales, Convolvulaceae.